Molecule: messenger RNA, 510 nt
Organism: Blepharisma stoltei
Lineage: Eukaryota; Ciliophora; Heterotrichea; Heterotrichida; Blepharismidae
Source: the annotation of a GenBank genome assembly
AUGAUCAAAUUCGCAAUUCUGAUGACCUUAUCUCUUGCGGUCUUUGCAGCAACACCAAAAGUAUUCAAAACAGAAUUUGUUGAGACCGAAGGUAGCGAGUACGGUUCAAGAGACGAAUAUAAUGAAUGCGAUGAACAAGUUAAAAUUGUCAAAGGCGAGAAAGGAGAAAAAGGUGAGAGAGGCUGUCAAGGUCCACCAGGUCCUCAAGGCCCAUGCGGUCCACAAGGCUGCCCUGGCCCAAAAGGAGAACAAGGUUGCAAAGGAGAUAAAGGAGAAAGAGGUUGCCAAGGUCUCCAAGGGCCAUGCGGCGAAAAAGGAGAGAGAGGAUGCCAAGGUCUACAAGGACCACAAGGCUGCAAAGGAGAUAAAGGAGAAAGAGGACCAAGAGGAGCUUCUGUAAAAUGCAUUGAAGUUGAUGACUGGGAUGAAAGCAACGAAUGCGAUGAAAAAUCUGUAAACUCAGUCAAAUCUUCUUACAGUGCAAGUGGACAAUGGAAUGCAGGACACUAA